Molecule: messenger RNA, 3723 nt
Organism: Syngnathus typhle (broad-nosed pipefish)
Lineage: Eukaryota; Metazoa; Chordata; Actinopteri; Syngnathiformes; Syngnathidae
Gene: pak1
Product: p21 protein (Cdc42/Rac)-activated kinase 1
Exons: 16
Coding region: 1330-3039 (569 amino acids)
Biological process (GO): protein phosphorylation; regulation of axonogenesis; intracellular signal transduction
Cellular component (GO): cytoplasm
Molecular function (GO): protein serine/threonine kinase activity; ATP binding
Source: RefSeq, a predicted model, not a curated record
AUGUCAUACUUUUUUUCCAAUUUUAACUGAGCACAACACACACAUGCAUAGACACGCGCACGGACGCACAAAACCAUCUGUCAUGCACCCGUCUAUAUUGCAUUUAAAGACCAGCUGUGACUACAGUGUGUGUGAUAUGUUAAGUGCCUGAGUUUGGUGUUAGGUGUGUGUAUUUGCGUGUGUGUGUGCAUUUUUUUUGGUCCUUUUUAUUUACCAUAAUAGUUUUAUUUUCAAGUCUUUACUCUUUCCUUGCUACUUUGUCAUUGUCUAAUUGAUGACCGCAUACACUCGCACAUAGUUAGAGGUUGUGGUUGCCGUGGUGAUGUUGUUGUUGUUGUUGGGCGGGGCGUCAUGCAUCCUUGCAGGCAAAGAGCUCUUCUUGGCUGUUACUCCGUGAUGUGUCCUUCCAGGAAGUUAUAAAAAAGUGUGUGAGUGUGUGUGUGUGCGUGUGUGUUUGUGUGCGGAUGACCACAUCACAGCUUACUGUCCACAGUGAUGAAGACUUUGGUUUGUUGGACCAUUUCACUUGUGACUUCCCAUUUCUCUUUCUUCUUCUGCCAUCUUUGGAGCAUUCAGUUUUUGAGGCUAGUUUGACUUAGCAAGCCAAAGUUUAGAGCCCAAGAUGCAGGAAGUCAGAAAUUGAGAAGAACAAACACAGCUUUGUAAGGAUGAACAAGAAGGUGUGUUCUUUUGCAACACAAUACAAAAUACACACGCACACGCAAACAGAAGCUAGCAGGGAGGUGCUGACGGGGUGUCUCAUUUCAGACACUGCCGUCAGGUGCACACAGUAUCAUGUGGCGUUUGCUCCCCAAAAAACAAAAUAACACUUGUGUGUGCCAGACAACAAUCAAGUGACAGACUAAAUAAAACAUUACUCGUUUCCCGUUGAACUUUGCACCUACCUGAAUGUUCAUUUCAAAGUACAGUCGCAAUAAAAUCUUGGUUAUGUUAUGGAACCUCGCCAAGUGGCAAAGUUUGCAAGAGUGGAGAGCGCGGGUUGGUUAACAUGUCAGGAUGAAGAUCUGGAUAGCAGAUUUUUUCGCCCAUGAAAGCUGCCUUCACUGUACGCAUUAUAUUUGUGUGUGCAAAAUGGCAACAGUCGGAAGAGGACUCACCUGUAUCAAGUUACGUUCUAUUGUGUGAGUUCCUCCAAAAGCUGAGACCAUAUACGCUAGCUUUACACCUGUGUGUGUUCAAGAUCAACAAAAAUCAGGGUCGCUUCCUCGCAAACGUUUGAACGUCUAACGGCCGUCAACAAAGCGCACUUUGUGGCCGGGUGUGACUGUCAGCGAGUCUUCCGAUCGAGUUUCAGUGCAUGAACAGAAAAUGUGCGACAACGGGGAGGUGGAGGACAAGCCGCCGGCCCCGCCCAUGAGGAACACCAGCACGAUGAUUGGCCCGUGCGGCAAAGACCCCGUCCCCGUCAAUCACGGCUCCAAACCGCUGCCCCCCAACCCUGAGGACAAGAAGAAGAAAGACCGAUCCAUUCGCUUCAUCCUGACGGGCGGCGGUGACAAGACGUACAAAAAGAAAGAGCGGCCCGAGAUUUCUCUCCCAUCUGAUUUCGAACACACCAUCCAUGUCGGAUUUGACGCCGUCACGGGCGAGUUUACCGGCAUGCCCGAGCAGUGGGCCCGCCUCCUGCAGACGUCCAACAUCACCAAACUGGAGCAAAAGAAGAAUCCUCAGGCUGUGCUUGACGUUCUCAAGUUCUACGACUCCAAGGAAACCAGCAACAGCCAGAAAUACAUGAGCUUCACAGACAAAAGCGCAGAUGUCUUCGCAUCGUCCACCACAACGAUCUCCAAGAGCGUCUCGGAGAUGCCCGCCAUCGCCACCGUGUCGGAGGAUGAAGACGAGGACGAAGCCGAACCGCCGCCCGUCAUCGCCCCACGGCCGGAACACACCAAAUCGAUUUACACCCGCUCCGUCAUCGAGCCCCUUCCGCCUCCUCCCACCAAAGACGCCGCCACCUCCCCCAUCGUGGUGCCAACCUCCUCCGCGACGUCCUCCACAGCCGUCACCCCGCCCGGUUGCUCUGCCACGGAAGGCGCCCCGGCUCCCAGUAGCCCGCCGGGGGCCGCCCCUGCGCCGGGGCCCUCCUUGCCCCGCCCUCAGGACAAAGGACGCAAGAAGAAGAUGUCGGAUGAAGAGAUCUUGGAGAAGCUCAGGACCAUUGUGAGUGUCGGAGACCCGAAAAAGAAAUACACUCGCUUUGAGAAGAUUGGACAAGGCGCAUCCGGCACGGUUUAUACGGCCAUCGACAUCGCCACUGGACAAGAGGUGGCCAUCAAGCAGAUGAAUCUGCAACAGCAGCCUAAGAAAGAACUCAUCAUCAAUGAGAUCCUGGUCAUGAGGGAAAACAAGAACCCCAAUAUCGUCAACUACCUGGACAGUUACCUGGUUGGUGACGAGCUGUGGGUAGUGAUGGAGUACCUGGCCGGCGGCUCUUUGACUGAUGUGGUCACAGAGACUUGCAUGGAUGAAGCUCAGAUAGCAGCCGUGUGCAGAGAGUGUCUGCAAGCGUUGGAGUUCCUCCACUCCAACCAAGUCAUCCACAGAGACAUCAAGAGUGACAACAUCCUGCUCGGGAUGGACGGAUCCGUCAAGCUCACCGACUUCGGCUUCUGCGCUCAGAUCACUCCAGAGCAGAGCAAACGGAGCACCAUGGUGGGCACGCCCUACUGGAUGGCUCCGGAGGUGGUGACCCGCAAAGCAUAUGGCCCUAAAGUGGACAUCUGGUCCCUUGGCAUCAUGGCCAUCGAAAUGGUGGAGGGCGAGCCGCCAUACCUCAAUGAAAACCCGCUCAGGGCACUCUAUCUGAUCGCCACCAAUGGGACGCCGGAGUUACAGAACCCCGAGAAACUGUCAGCCACCUUCAGGGACUUCCUGAAUCGAUGUCUAGAGAUGGACGUGGAGAAGAGAGGCUCGGCCAAAGAAUUGCUGCAGCACCAGUUCCUGAAGAUGGCCAAACCUCUCUCUAGCCUGACCCCGCUCAUCGUGGCCGCUAAGGAGGCGGCCAAGAACAACCGCUAACUUGCGCCUGCCAACCCUCCUUCUUCUUUUUCUCCUCCUCUUGCUCUUCUUGCUUGACACUGGACUCUCAGAGGCGGCAGGGACCAAGCCAAUGAUGUCAUUGGUGUGAUCAGUGAUGUCAUCAGCAAAGAGAAGGACUCAAUUCACUGUUUUCUAUAUGUGUGCUUGCGUGUGUAUCGUCUGCUAUCUGAAUGUCUUGUUUUUAUUUGAUCUUUUUUAAAUCAGUAUGUGUGUGUGUGUGGGAGAAACGGUAAUGCUGGAAUAUCAAGUGAUUGUAGCAUCGACACGGCUUAGCUUAGCUUUGCGUAGCUACGUCCGUGGUCCAAUCGGCACUGUGAGUUAGAGACGAUGAUUAAUAAUAAUAGUGAAAAUAAUAACUACAACACAGGUUCUCAAACUGGGGGUCACAAGCCACAGCUAGGGACUCUUAUUUGGAAGUAUCGCCUGCCAAUAACUUGAACAAACUGGUCCGAUAAGUUGUUCCCAAAUUGAAAAUGUAAUAUCUUCAAUUAUUAUUGAAAGCUAGCCGGUGAUUAGGUAUCAUCAAGCGCCGUCAGUUAUGCGGAGAAACAACGUGCAUGUUUUUGUUUCGAUUUUCUACUUCUCGGUACGAUAGAAAAGUGAUGAUGACUCCUCCCUAAGAACGCUGGUGUACAAAUGAAGAAAUAAACCAUUAUGAGUCAA